AUCGACUGAAAGGUUCCAACCUUAACUCGAUUUCUUUUUUCUGCCGGUAUAAAAGCACCUUUCCGCUGACCAAGAAGGCACAGUUUCUUCCAAACUUUCAACGCAUCAACAUGAAGAUCUUUAUUCUCGCUGCAUUGGUCGCCGUCGUAGCCUCACAAGGCUACCCCAAGCCACAGUACCCCAAACCGCAGUAUCCUGCCCCAGCAUACCCUGCUCCAGCUUACCCAGCUCCGGCUUACAAAGCUCCAGCGUACCCUGCCCCUGCCUAUCCGUCUCCGUCGUACAAGGCUCCCGAAUAUGCCCCCAUGCCAUACAGCUUUAACUGGGCCGUAAAGGACGAUCCCUCCUACAACGACUAUGCUCACCAAGAAACCGCUGAUGACAAGGGAUACGUUACUGGAUCUUACCGCACUCUUCUUCCUGAUGGUCGUGUUCAAGUUGUCAACUACAAAGCCGAUGAUUAUGGAUACGUAGCCGAUGUCCAGUACCAAGGAGAAGCCAAGUACGACUACAACAAGCCUGCUUACAAGCCCGCUGCUUACCCAAGCCCAGCGUACCCAAGCCCAUCUUACCCAAGCCCGUCAUAUCCUAGCCCAGCCUACCCAUCAGCUAAAUAUCCAACCAAAUAUUAGAUGAGCCAGCUAAGCUAUAAAUCAAUUGUAUACUAAAUUAUCGUGAACCGAAAUACAUUAUAUCGUGGCAAAAAACAAA
Messenger RNA from Daphnia carinata, 711 nucleotides. Its product is annotated as cuticle protein 21-like. The transcript has 3 exons. The record is from RefSeq and is a predicted model, not a curated record. Gene Ontology annotation, cellular component: extracellular matrix. Bases 111 to 632 code for a protein of 173 amino acids. NCBI's taxonomy places the organism in Eukaryota, Metazoa, Arthropoda, Branchiopoda, Diplostraca, Daphniidae.